Rattus rattus (black rat) is the source of this 6324-nucleotide messenger RNA. RefSeq names its product alpha kinase 3 (gene Alpk3). Gene Ontology annotation, biological process: cardiac muscle cell development; protein phosphorylation. Gene Ontology annotation, cellular component: nucleus. The transcript is spliced from 14 exons. Lineage: Eukaryota; Metazoa; Chordata; Mammalia; Rodentia; Muridae. The coding region runs from base 1 to 5058 and encodes 1685 amino acids. Gene Ontology annotation, molecular function: ATP binding; protein serine/threonine kinase activity. The record is from RefSeq and is a predicted model, not a curated record.
AUGGGGUCGCGGAGGGCCGUGGGCCGGGGCUGGGGCCUGGGUGGUCGAGCAGGAGCCGGUGGAGAUGGCGAGGACGACGGGCCGGUGUGGACUCCCGGCCCAGCCAGUCGCAGCUACUUGCUCAGCGUGCGGCCGGAGGCUAGCUUAUCAAGCAACCGGUUGUCUCACCCCAGCUCUGGAAGGAGCACCUUCUGCUCCAUCAUUGCUCAGCUUACAGAGGAGACCCAGCCGCUGUUUGAGACCACCCUCAAGUCCCGCGCUGUGUCCGAAGACAGUGAUGUCAGGUUCACCUGCAUUGUCACAGGAUACCCAGAGCCAGAGGUGACCUGGUACAAGGAUGACAUAGAACUGGACCGUUACUGUGGCUUGCCAAAAUACGAGAUCACUCACCAAGGCAACCGGCACACCCUGCAGCUGUACAGGUGUCGGGAAGAAGAUGCUGCCAUCUACCAGGCCUCUGCCCGGAACACCAAGGGCAUCGUGUCCUGCUCAGGGGUCCUAGAGGUGGGCACUAUGACGGAGUACAAGAUUCACCAGCGCUGGUUCGCCAAGUUGAAGCGUAAGGCUGCGGCCAAGAUGAGGGAGAUUGAGCAGAGCUGGAAGCACGGGAAAGAGGCUUCAGGGGAGGCUGACACACUUCGCAAGAUCAGCCCCGACCGCUUCCAAAGAAAGCGCCGACUGAGUGGAGCGGAAGAGGCAGUCCUCCCGGCGCCACUCAGGGGAACGGAGGAAGGGCCCUCAGCAGCUUGGCAGGAGGGAGAGGCUGAGUCCGCCCAGCACCCAGGUUUGGGGAUGAUCAACAGUUUCGCUCCUGGUGAGGCACCCACCAAUGGGGAGCCUGCCCCAGAGAACGGGGAGGACGGAGAGCACGGCCUGCUGACCUACAUCUGUGAGGUCAUGGAACUGGGGCCUCAGAACACCCCUCCAAAGGAGUCUGGGGCUAAGAAGAAAAGGAAGGAUGAGGAAUCUAAACCAGCAGGGCAGAAGCCAGGGUUAGGGAAGGCAGAAGGGAGCCAGUGCUCUUCAGAAAAUGGCAUCCCCAGCUCAGACAAACCCAAUUCCAGUAGAAGGGAGAAGAAGUCCAGGGAUGUGCAGCCAACUCAGAACCAGACCAGAGACAGGGUAGCACGGGGGCCUGGGCCUUCUGGGAUAGAAAGCACCAGGAAGACAGCCUCUGUUCUGGGUACUCAAGACAAGGUCCAGGAUGUCCCGGCCCCGGCCCCAGCCCCGGCCCCCGCCUCGGCCCCCACUCCUGUCCCAGUCCCUGCACCCGCCCCUGUUCCAAGCCUCAGCUCAGAGCAGGUGUAUUUCUCCCUGAAGGACAUGUUCAUGGAGAGCACCCGGGCAGGCAGGUCUCAGGAAGAGGAAAAACCUCCACCUCCAAGUACCAGAGUAGCUGGAGAAAGUCCUUCAGGGAAGGUACCUGUCAAGGCUAGAGGGGAGAAGGUACCUAUGGUCUCUGGCCAGCCCACGUCUUCCACGGUGCCCCCGCCUAUUAAACCUUUGAACAGGAAGAGAUUUGCCCCUCCUAAAUCCAAAGUGGAGUCAACUACCACCUCUUCCUCAAGUCAGACUCCAGAAUCUGUGGCCCAGAGCUUAGGGAAGGCCUCACCGCCAGCCUCUGCCCAGGUCCCAACACCCCCUGCCCGGCGGAGACAUGGCACCCGAGAGAGCCCCUUGCAAGGACAAACGGGCCACAAGACUCCAGGAGAGGCUCUGGAGUCCCCAACAACCAUGGCCCCUGCCACGUCUGCCAGCAGCAGUUCCAAUACCAUCUCUGUUGGUCACAGCACCUCUGGGAAUCAAGGUGUCGCGGAGCCCAUGGAUACAGAAACUCAGGAAGAGGGGAGGACACUUGCCAAUGGGAGAACCAGUGGCAGGCAGAAAACACAGACAGACGGAAAGUUGCAAGUGGAUGGGAGGACUCAGGGAGACGAAGCACAAACUUUGCAGAGGACACAGACAAAUGAGAAGGCACCGAUGGACGUUGUAACACAAGGAAGCGAAAGGCCAGAGUCAGACAGGAGUUCACAGAAGGAUUUGGUGACACAGAGAAGGGUGGAUACACAGGUAGGACAGACACAGGCAGGUGAGAGGUGGCAGCGAGACCCGAGAGACACAAGGAUACAGGAAGAAAAGGAGACACAGUCAGUGGGCAGCAUUCCCACAGCUUUGGAAACCCAACCAGAGCAACCGUCUGUGGCCAGCCUCAGCUCACUGCCAGGAGCCCUCAAACUCUCACCGUCAGAGUACCCUACAGAGCCUCAGGCUACAGAAUGUUCUGAGAGGAGCGCAGAAGCAUCUUAUAUCCAAGAAAAGUCAGGCUUGAUGCUUGGAUCUGAAGAGGCAGACUUCAGAAGCCAUGAGGACACUCUGCUAGGGCCCCCAUCAGGGAACCAUACCUACUCAACACAGUUGCUCACUGAGGGCAACUCAGAGCAUCUGGUAGGAGAAACACACCAAAGGCCAGAGUGGUUAGGUGAGGCCAAGCAGGAGGACAGCCUGCUUCAAUGUCCCAAGAAGGAGCAGCUCCAGGAGACGCUGUAUGUGGAUCUCGCUAUCGGGCAUUCGGCGGACUUGAGUCAGGAGGUGCCCAGUCUGCCUUCUCUUCCUGGAACUGACCUAACCAAUAGUCUGCAGGAGGGGCUACCCAGCACCACAGCUUCUCAGCACACAAACACUGAUGUCCCCCUCCCCUCCCCGGACCAGGACCUGCCCAGUUCUGCUCCCACUCUGCAACUGGGGCCAGGGUCCCCGACUCAGAGUCACCCACCAGAAGUCAUGGCUACUAGCAGUGAGGGAGCCUGUGCCAAGGAGCCAGAUGUGGACGGGAGGUCCUCAGGUACCCGGAGCUGUGACCCUGGCCUUAUAGACUCCCUGAAGAACUACUUGCUCCUGCUGCUGAAGCUAUCCAGUCCAGAGACAGGCGAAGCCAGGGCAGAGUCCCAGGAAGUGCCUGCUGCCGGGGGCUUAACUUCCUCCUCUGCUCUGGUCCCCACUGUGGAAGUGGCUGGCCUGAGUCCCAGGACGUCCAGGCGCAUCCUGGACCGCGUGGAGAACAACCACUUGGUGCAGAGCGCACAGACCCUGCUGCUGAGCCCCUGCACCUCCCGCCGCCUCACCGGCCUCUUGGACCGCGAGGUUCAGGCUGGCCAGCAGGCCCUGGCUGCCGCCCAGUGCUCCCGGGGCCCAUGCCCCAGCCCCAGCCCCCUCACCAUCCCUGCCAUUGUGGUGGGUGAGGAAGGAUCUGCUACUGGUGAGGGAGAGGAUUCCAGGGAGAGGACCUCCCAGGAAAGAGACAAGGCUGGACUGCUAGGGGAGGUGGUCGGACAAACAGUAGAGAGCAGAACCCAGGAGCCCUGCCAAGAAGCAAUCCCAGGGGAGACUUUGACGGGUCUCCCUGCAGCUACACCCGAGGAACUGGCUCUAGGGGCCCGGAGGAAGAGGUUCCUCCCUAAGGUGAGAGCAGGGUCAGACGGUGAGGUGAACAAGGCUGAAGAAAGAGAGAGUCCCACAGUCUCCCCCCGGGGACCCAGGAAGGGUCUGGCACCUGGGUCACCCGGGACUCCAGGGCGGGAGAGACGGUCCCCUACCCAGGCCCGGAAGGCCAGCAUGUUAGAGGUGCCUGGGACAGAAGAAGAGCCUGCAACGGGAGACUUGGUCACCAGACCGAAGGCCAGUGGUCUGGAAUCAGAGCCUGCGGUGGAUGAAGGCAAACAGGAAGCGCUGGCUAAGCCAAGGAAAGCUAAAGACCUGUUAAAAGCCCCACAGGUGAUCCGGAAAAUUCGGGUAGAACAGUUUCCAGAUUCUUCUGGUAGUCUGAAGCUUUGGUGUCAGUUUUUCAAUAUCGUUAGCGACUCAGUCUUGACAUGGGCGAAGGAUCAGCAUCUAGUGGGCGAAGUGAGCAGGAGUGCAGGGGACGAGGGGCCAGCGGCCUUGGCCAUUGUGCAGGCGUCUCCUAUGGACUGUGGCCUGUAUCGCUGUACCAUCCAAAACGAGCAUGGCUCCGCUUCCACUGACUUCCGCCUCAGCCCGGAAGUAUUGUCUGGCUUCAUCUCCAGAGAGGAAGGUGAAGUUGGAGAAGAGAUUGAAAUGACCCCCAUGGUAUUUGCUAAGGGUCUGGCUGACUCUGGCUGCUGGGGGGACAAGCUCUUUGGGCGAUUGGUGAGCGAGGAGCUUCGAGGGGGUGGACAUGGCCUUCAGAAGGCUUCGCGGGCCAAGGUCAUCUAUGGGCUGGAGCCCAUCUUCGAAUCUGGUCGCACGUGCAUCAUCAAGGUAUCCAGCCUGCUCGUGUUCGGACCCAGCAGUGAGACUUCUCUUCUGGGCAGAAACUAUGACGUCACUAUCCAGGGAUGCAAGAUCCAGAACAUGAGUCGCGAGUACUGCAAAAUCUUUGCAGCUGAAGCCCGGGCAGCCUCUGGCUUCGGGGAGGUUCCCGAGAUCAUCCCUCUUUACUUGAUCUAUCGGCCUGCAAACAAUAUACCAUAUGCUACCCUGGAGGAAGAUCUGGGCAAGCCCCUGCAGACUUACUGUUCCAGGCAGUGGGGCUGUGCUGGGGCCCCAGCAGCAUCCAGCAGCUUGGAGCCUGUGCAGAAAUGCCAAACCUUCCAGCACUGGCUGUAUCAGUGGACGAACGGCAGCUUCCUUGUCACAGAUCUGGCAGGGGCUGACUGGAAGAUGACUGAUGUAGAGAUCGCUACCAAACUCCGAGGAUACCAAGGCCUCAAGGAGAGCUGUUUUCCUGCCCUGCUGGACCAGUUUGCCUCUUCCCACCAGUGCAACACCUACUGUGAGAUGCUGGGGCUGAAACCCCUCAAGGGCCCUGAGGCUGCCCACCCUCAAACCAAGGCCAAAGGCUCCAAAAGUCCAUCUGCUGGCAGAAAAGGCUCCCAGCUGAGUCCUCAGCCCCAGAAGAAAGGUCUUCCCAGUCCUCAGGGCUCCAGGAAGAGCGCUCCAAGCUCCAGGGCCACGCCUCAGGCCUCCCAGGAGGCCACUCUUCAGUUACUGGGACAGCCCCCUGCCCAAGAGGGGAGCUCUAAGGCCCAGGGCAUGCGGUAGCCCCAACAGGAGGCUGGGGGCCUCUACCCAAGAGCAGACCAACCAGGAAGCAGCUUCAACCAGAUGGAGACGGUUUCAGUUCAGGACUAACCAGAGAAGGUGCCCGAAGGAGGCCUAUCUUGGGGGACCUCUCUGAGUAGUUACCUCAUUGGAAGGCUUUGGGCACAUGACCUGUUGGCCUCCUCUUCUUCCCUUAUCACCCAGGGCUCCCAGGCCCCAAGCGGGGCCCACCUCCAAGUGCCUGGUGGCCUAGGCCCUCAUUUAAGUUUACACUAGCCACUGCUGGGGGCUCCUGAGUCCUCUGCAUGAGUUCUGCACUCUGCCCUUGCCCCAGUCACCACACAAGCAAAUGUUGCACUCUGGGGCAUUUACCUUUUUACCCUUGCUUUUUUAUCCUGCCCCUCUCCCUGUCCUCAGGGCCCUAGACUUCCUGUGGGGUCUAGCCUUGUGACUCUCAGGGUUUCAUCUCCAUUCAGCUUCAUUCAUCACAGUUUAUCCUGCCACUAACCUGUCCUGAGUCCCCGGGCCCCAGAGCCCUCGGGAGCCCGUCACGUCUUUGUGCAGUGUUUUUUGAUGGUACAUGUUCUUGUCACUUUGCACUUACUUGUUUCCCAUGCUGCCUUGCACACAUGCCCAUCCCCCCACCCCACAGGCUUUGAGCCCAAUUCAGCCUGCUGCCUGCCCUUCACUGGCUUGUGCUUGUCUCUUUGUCCAAGGGCUCCUUCCAUCUUGACCUUGCACCCUACCCACCAAUGCUGGGUGAGGAACAGCCUCUCUGGCUUCACGCUACCCUAGUGCCCACUCCCCUGGUUCUCUCAGGUUCUCAGCUCAGGAGGAGAAAGACAGCAUGAGAACCUGUGAGCAGCUGUUGGGGCUGGGGAUUGACCUUGAGGUGCCUUGUCCUCUGUUCUGAAAGAAGUGAGGUUGCAGUAAAUGUCACAGCUCUGUCCUCAAGGACUAGAAGACUGGGACUCUUCCUCAUGCAGGGGAGGGGGGAAGGUGGGGCACAGGUGUUCCUAGAGGGUUGCGAUCCAUUCACAUGCUUGUGUAGAAAAAGAUUAUCUUGAUGCCUACCUCCAACCAUUUGCUCUUGGUCCUGGGGCUCAACUCCAGAUGCUCCGGUGUGAGUUCCCAGGGAAUCUCUGUGCUGGGUCCAGCACCCUGGACCCUUUCCAGAUACCCUUCCUUGAGACAUGGGAUGGGGUUGGUCUGGAGCUAGCCUGCUCCCCUUGCUAUGCAAUAAAGGCAGCAGCUGUGUGUCCUGUU